This is a messenger RNA of Melospiza melodia melodia, 1518 nucleotides long. It is a transcript of the gene MEX3C, whose product is annotated as mex-3 RNA binding family member C. The record is from RefSeq and is a predicted model, not a curated record. NCBI's taxonomy places the organism in Eukaryota, Metazoa, Chordata, Aves, Passeriformes, Passerellidae. The coding region runs from base 1 to 1518 and encodes 505 amino acids. Gene Ontology annotation, molecular function: RNA binding. The transcript is spliced from 3 exons.
AUGCCGAGCAGCAGCGCCGCCACGGCUUCCUCCUCCCAGCCGCUCCCGCUUCUGCCGGUGUUGGGAUCCGUCCUGCUCUCGCCCGCUCUCGAUGAGCAGGAGGUAGCGGCCGGGGCGCACGAUCCUGAGGGCAUGAUGGCGGCAAUGCUGUCCCACACUUACGGCGGUGGCCUGAGUGGCGGCGGUUCGGUGGGCCUCAGCGGCGAGCAGACGGCGUUGCUCUGCGGAAAGAGCGUCAACACCACCGAGUGCGUGCCCGUGCCCAGCUCUGACCAUGUGGCUGAGAUCGUGGGCCGCCAGGGUUGCAAAAUAAAAGCACUAAGGGCCAAGACAAAUACUUACAUUAAGACCCCUGUUCGGGGAGAAGAACCAGUCUUUGUUGUCACUGGGCGAAAGGAGGAUGUAGCCAUGGCUAAAAUGGAAAUUCUCUCAGCUGCUGAACACUUCUCCAUGAUCAGAGCAUCACGCAACAAGAGUGGUCCUGCUCUGGGAGGCCUGCCAUGUACCCCUGAUCUGCCAGGUCAGAUGACAGUCCAAGUCAGGGUGCCUUACCGUGUAGUUGGGCUGGUGGUUGGACCAAAAGGAGCUACAAUCAAAAGAAUUCAGCAGCAGACCCAUACCUACAUAGUCACCCCCAGCAGGGACAAGGAGCCAGUCUUCGAAGUCACAGGAAUGCCUGAAAAUGUCACCUGUGCACGUGAGGAGAUAGAGAUGCAUAUAGCCAUGCGUACUGGGAACUACAUCAAGCGGAAUAAAGAGAAUGAUUUCCACUACAAUGGUACAGAUGUGAGUUUUGAAGGAGGCACUCUCAGGUCUGCAUGGCUUGCUUCUAAUCCUGUCCCUCUUAGUUGCACUAGAAUGAUUUCUAAUUAUAGGAAUGACAGCUCCAGCUCCUUGGGAAGUAGUUCCACAGAUUCCUGUUUUGGAAGCAAUAGAUUGGCUGAUUUCAGCCCAACAAGUCCAUUCAGCAAAAGCAACUUUUGGUUUGGAGAAACAUUGCCUUCAGUGGGCAUGGAAGACCUCGCGGUUGACUCUCCUGUUUAUGACUCCUUAUCAAUGCCUUCCCAAACCAUUUGGACUCCUGGCUUUGGUAGUGACCCUGCUAUUAAUACUAAGCCUCAAUGCCAAGGGAGACAGCCAUCUACUCCUUGCCUGUCACCCACAUUUCCAGAAAGCCUGGAUCAUCCGCUGGCUGGGAGAGCGAAUAAUGACCCACCUAGCACUGGCCACCAAGUAGGCCUUCCUAUCUACAUUCCUGCAUUCUCCAAUGGCACCAACAGCUAUUCAUCUUCCAAUGGUGGCUCCACAUCCAGCUCACCCCCUGAGUCAAGACAGAAGCUCAACUGCGUGAUGUGCUUCGAGAACCAAGUUGUUGCAGCUCUGGUCCCCUGUGGUCACAAUCUCUUCUGCCUGGAGUGUGCCAACAAAAUCUGUGAAAAGGAAGUCCCAUUGUGUCCUGUUUGCCAGACAGCUGUUACUCAGGCAAUUCAAAUUCACUCUGAAAUAGAGAUAUUAUAG